AAAACAAUGAGCAAAAUCGAUGCUCAAAUAACCACAAUUUAAUUUCUGUGAAACUAUCUUUAAAGAUGGGCGUGAGAGGGUUGCACAGAUUUAUGGAAGAAAAUCCCCAUAUUUUCAAGCCAUUUAAACUCCAUGAUACUCGAAUCAUCAUCGACGGAUGCAACUUGAUUCAUUAUUUGUAUACCUAUAGUGGAGUUGAUUACAGGUUCGGAGGCGAUUAUAACGAGUAUGCCAAUGUAGUCAGAAAGUAUUUUGCCACUUUCACUGAAUGCAAUAUCUCGCCCAUUGUUAUCUUCGAUGGAGGGUUUGAGCAAUCAGAACGCGCCCUUAAGAAGUGUAUAAGUAGGCAAGAAACUCGUCUACAGAAUAUCGCUGAUCUUAUACAAAAGGGAGAAUGCUGGUCCACGAUUUUGCCUAUCAAUGCUUACGAAGUUUUCAAAGACAUUCUUCAAGAAUUGGGUAUUACGUCCGCCCAGUGUGAUUACGACGGUGAUAAGCAAAUAGCAGCCCUUGCAAAAUGUUAUGAAUGUCCCAUUUUUAGCGACGAUAGUGACUUCUACAUUUAUGAUUUGCCUUUUGGUUUCAUAAGGUUCUCAAACAUCUCUACUAGAAUUUUAACUGAAAAAGGAAAAAAUGGCGCCACUAGAAACUAUUUGAACUGUCAGAUAUAUUAUGUUGACUCUCUGCUUGCUAACUUUCCUCUAAGGGAAAGAAACGUUUUGUCAUUAAUGACGGUUUUGGCGGGAAACGAUUAUUCGACUUACGAAGAUUUCAAACAUUUUUAUUAUAAAAUAAAUGUUCGAUCCAAAAGGAAAUUCUACGGUCUAUUUGCUUGGCUACGUCGCCAAACUUUAGAACAGGCUAUAAAACAAGUAUUACGGUUUACUACUGGCGGAAAAAAGAAUGACAUUGAAAUUAUGAUUGAAAAUUCCCUUGAGGAUUAUGAAGUGAAACACACUAACAUGGUGAACAUUGUAGACGGAAUAAGUUCAAAUUUAGAGAAGAAUAUUGUGUACGAAACGAAACUAUCUACUCCUUGUGGCAAACCGUUGCCAAAAGAGUUUGUUAUCGCUUUCCAUAAGGGUUUCAUUCCAUCUACAUUGUUAAAUAUCAUUAGUGUACAUAGGAAUUUUCUAUCUCCACAAGUUGAUAACUUUUCGAAUGACAGCUCUUACUCUUGCUCUCGAUAUAUACGCCAAGUAAUUUAUGGAAUACUUUUGUCACAUGAUCCGAAUAAUUCUAAACGCCAUGCUAAAAACUGUCUCCAACAAAUAGAAGAGUAUGAUCGUAAAAAUGACAGUGUGCUCCCAGCACGUGUGGAAUUUCUCACCGCGCUGAAAAGCGGCGAACCUGUACCAAAAAUGACGGAAAUAUAUCACAUGCGAAAAGAACACUUGCGAGAUUUUAUUGCUAGUGUGUUAGGAGUAGAUAAAAACUUUUUUUUGAAUAUUCCGAACCAUUUACAUUUGUUAUUUGGUUGCAUAAAAUUCUGGCUUUUAAACAGCGAACCCAAACCAACAAAAGAAUUCGUAUCUGCGCUUUUACUCUGUAUCUUGUACUAUCAGUUGAAAGAAAUAGUUUUACAAGCAAAUGCAAAUAAAAACAGAGCAGGAUCAAUUAAAAACAUAUCACAACCUAUAGCUAUUAAAAUAGUUGAAAAUUUAAAGCACUACGUACCAAAACCUGUCACUAGUCGGGAUAGUCCAUUUGAUGUACGCGUGGUUCAUUAUUACAGUCAAUUUCAGACGUGUGUUUUAGAGAUUGUUGCUUUAAACCGUUUGAUGAAUCUCCCUUUUGAACCACUCAAGGUUUACGAGUCAUUAACUGGUAGUAUGUUAUACAACUUGACCAAAGAGUUCGAAAAAAGUUCGAAUUCAGAAGCAGUUAUCAGGUCUUUACUGGGAGGGGAUAUUGUUGCUGUCAGAAUUUUUAAUACGUAUAUGAAUAAGUUUGUCUCAAAAUUACCAGGAAAUUAUUUUAGAUGGUCAUUUAGAGGACGACUACAUAGAACGUAGAUAAAUCGAGAACUUUUUUUGUAUAUUUAUUAAAAGUGAAUGCUCCUAAAUCAAGUACAAGUAAAACUAAUUUAAAAAAAAAAAAAAAACAGUUUGUUUCUACACGUAUCUGAAAACUAAAAAUGUAGAACUAGAGCAUUUUAAAUAGUUUUUAAAUUUUCGUGGUAUAAAUUACAAUCAGGCAAUUUUAGAAAACAAGAAAACUACGUGUCAUUUAAAAAGUUAUAGUGAAAACUUAUUGUAAUUAAACUGUUUUCAAAAUAGUUGUCCUUUUUUGUAGAUUAUUAACAUUGAAGUCUUUAAGACAAAUAAUAAUUAGCGUUGACCAAGUAUAAAAAUUUUAGUGAUUUAUAUCUUUUGGAGUGCACUAAUAAAAGUGUGUUCGUAUUCAUAAUGAUUUUCUUCCUUCAACAAUUUUUAUAUUUAGCCUGACAACUAUAACCGAAAUAUUUUUUCUCCUCAGAUCAUAAAAUUGGUUUAUAUUUUGCAUCUCUACUUAAAGAUUGAAAUUAUUGCACUUACUAGAUCGGUUUAACUUCCUUAAUUAGACUGGCAGUUUUCAAUAAUUCAACAGUUAGAACUAUAAAAAAACGUUCUUGCACCAAAUUUAUAUAACAGAGCAUAAGUAUUUCCUCCAGAAUUUCUGUAUUUACAUCAAAUGCUUUCUUAGCAGUCGGGCUGCAAGUCCUUUUUAAAUUGAAUUUUGUGGCAUGUAAUUUUUGUAAGACAUGUGAAAAGUCAUAACGUUGUUUUCAUUUGUUUAGAAAUCUCGAAAAAAUGUGAUGUGGUUUCAAAGUUUUCUUCGAUUUACAGGUUUGCUAUUCGCAGUGCCAUCUGUUAAAAUAUGUUUGUAUUAAAAAUAAGAAAUCUGGGAGGAGAGUUAACACAAUUUAUUUAUUUUUUU
Molecule: messenger RNA, 2919 nt
Organism: Parasteatoda tepidariorum (common house spider)
Lineage: Eukaryota; Metazoa; Arthropoda; Arachnida; Araneae; Theridiidae
Product: single-strand DNA endonuclease ASTE1
Source: RefSeq, a predicted model, not a curated record